Messenger RNA from Caenorhabditis sp. 36 PRJEB53466, 2551 nucleotides. Lineage: Eukaryota; Metazoa; Nematoda; Chromadorea; Rhabditida; Rhabditidae. The record is from the annotation of a GenBank genome assembly.
AUGGGACGGAAGAAAAAUGGACAAAAUCAGAAAGCAGGAGGACAGAAAAAUGUAAAAAACAAAUUAGGAUAUGCCCGGGCGGUUCACUUACACCGUUGUGCUGUCUUUUUGUCUCAAUUGGGUGAGUUAAUUGCUUUUUUGAAUAAUAUAUUGAUUUAAUUUAAAGUUCUCAGGCACUGAAAUUAACGAUGGGUUCUCGAAAACAAGUCGACACAUCUCAAAACUAUGUCGACAAGUAAUGGACACAGAAAUGGUCCAUUUGGAGAGAGAGGAGAAGCAACAGUUCUGCAAAAAUUGUAGAGAAGUUCUUGUUGGAAAUGUGAGUUUUUCUCUUACGAACCAAAACGAAACUGUGCCGUUUCAGUUUUCAAAAUCAAAGCUAACAGUAAAGCAGAAAAGUUCCAUCACAGAGCAAUGCGGGAAAUGUUGUAAAGAACGAAAUUACAUGACCAAAACCGGGUAUGGCAAAAAGCUGAAGGAGCGGUUUGACGUGGAACAAAACCUGACUGAUAAUGAUAAAAAUGAUUGAAUCACUGAAUAAAAAUCACAGUUGUCAAAUUCUUUCGUUUUAUCAAGGUCUUUUCCACCUCGGAUAUAUCAAUUGAAAUUCCCUAAAUCAUAGAAAAGCGGAAGACAGGUGGAAGAGAAUGGCUGACACCGAACAACUGGGCCAAGAUUCUCGCGAUUUGAAUGUGGCUCCGAUUAAGGAAGAGUUCAUCCUUCCGGUGAGUUGCUUUUCUUGACAAUCAUUAAAAAAAAGCUUGAAUGUUCUCAGAAAGAAGAGCGCGAGUUGCCGGAAGAUGUUCAAGCACUGCCAAAAAGAGAAAGAAGAGGAAUGAACAAGACCAGAAGGUUAAACCAAUAAUGGGCAUUUCGCCAAAACGCCUUUUCAGAAAGGACAUGAAGCAUGCGGAGACAAGAAUCCGCGCGGCUGCUGUCCGUCUGUGCCCGUCGGUGAUCCAGCCGGUCGCUUGCAAGUUAGUCAAAUGUCAAAAACAGAAGUCUUAGCUGAGAAAUGUUCUUCAGAUUCGGAGAAAAAUGCAAUUGUGAGCACGAUAUUUCUGCGUUUCUCGAGAGGAAACCAGAGGACAUUGCUGACAAAUGCCCCUUGUACGAUGCUCGCGGUACGUGCCCGUUCAGUUAUGCUUGCCGAUUCGGAAGUGCCCAUGUGGAUGGAAAUGGAAAACAAGCAGAAAAGGUACUCCAUUUCGCAUAUUUUACUUGCCGAAAGUUCAAGUUUAGACGCCGGAAAAGCCGUACGAACAGACGGGGAACAGUCAUUCGAUGAAGAUCCAAGUUGCCCUCCGAAAGCACACUUACGACUUCGAAAAGACUGAAAAGGCACUGGAAGGAAUCAAGAACGAGACGAUCGGAGCGAUGUGGCAGGAGAAACGGAAGUUGGACAUGAAGACGUUGGACGGAAAGAAAUACCUGGCACCGCUCACGACUGUCGGAAAUCUUCCGUUCCGUCGGAUUUGUGUCGACUACGGAGCGGACAUCACUUGCGGGGAAAUGGCCGUCGCCACGAGCAUUCUCUCGGGAGCUGCUUCUGAAUACAGUCUUUUGAAAAGACAUCCUUCCGAAAAGAUCUUCGGAGUGCAAUUGGCCGGAGGGUUCGCGGACACGAUGGCCAAAGCGGCUCAGAUCGUCGUUGAAAACUUUGACGUCGAUUUCGUGGACAUCAAUAUGGGGUGCCCCAUUGAUGUGGUCAAUCAGAAAGGGGGAGGGUGUGCUCUCGCGAGCAGACCUCCCAAGAUGUACGAAGUGCUCGCGGCUACGAAGAACGUUCUGGGGGGCUGUCCAAUGACUGUGAAAAUCAGAACAGGCCAGAAGGAAGGCAUUUUAAAGGCACACGAAACUGUUGAACUGAUGCGCAAGAACCCGUGGCACACGCCUGAUUUGAUCACGUUUCAUCCGCGAAGCAAAGAGCAAAGAUACACAAAAUUGGCGAAUUGGGAGUUCACUGAGCCAGUGUACGAGGCCACAAAACCAGUUCCCUUGUGGGUGUGCGGGGAUGUUCUGAGCUGGGAAGACUAUUACGGGAGACUGGAAAAAAAUUCAAUAAAUGGAAUUAUGAUUGGAAGAGGAGCGCUGAUUAAGCCAUGGAUAUUCACUGAAAUAGACGAGAGAAGAACAUGGGACAUUAGUGCGAAUGAGCGAUUUGACUUGCUCAAAAAGUGAGUGUUUGAUUUUUUUUUUGCCCGAACGGUGUUCGUGCGACCCCGCCUUUUCACCUCCGCUUUCUUCACCUUUCAGAUUCACCGACUACGGUCUCGACCACUGGGGGUCGGACGACGCAGGUGUGGAGCGCACGCGAAGAUUCCUGCUCGAGUUCCUCUCCUUCCAAUGCAGAUAUAUUCCCGUGGGACUUCUAGAGAGACUCCCGCAGAGAAUAAACGAUCGCCCACCGAAAUACCGUGGUCGCAACGAGCUGGAGACUCUUUUGUCCAGUCAGCGGGCUGAAGAUUGGAUUGAAAUCUCGAAGAGACUUCUCGGUCCGACUCCUGAAGGCUUCACGUUCAUCCCGAAACAUAAGGCCAGCUCGUACUAG